This is a messenger RNA of Fomitopsis serialis, 804 nucleotides long. RefSeq names its product FSH1-domain-containing protein. The record is from RefSeq and is a predicted model, not a curated record. The transcript has 9 exons. Lineage: Eukaryota; Fungi; Basidiomycota; Agaricomycetes; Polyporales; Fomitopsidaceae. The coding region runs from base 1 to 804 and encodes 267 amino acids. Gene Ontology annotation, cellular component: nucleus; cytoplasm.
AUGUCAGCACGCAAAGUUUUGAUGUUACACGGGUAUGCGCAGAGCGGGACCAUCUUCAGCAAGCGGAUGGGUGCUUUCCGCAAGACAUGCAACAAAGAGUUUGACUUAGUCUUCGUGGACGCCCCUCACGUACUGACGCCGGUCGAUAUGGCGUACCUCACGUCGCAGUCGCCCGAGUCGUCCCUUGAUAAUCUCGGCGCUGCAGAGGCGACCACUGAGACGGACCCCGUCCUCGCCCCGCGUGGUUGGUGGCGAGUGAACGAGGAUCGGACGCAAACGAACGGGCUCGAAGAAUCCCUCGCCGUGCUACGAGACGUGCUUGCGAAGGACCACUAUGAUGGAGUAUUUGGGUUUAGCCAGGGCGCCGCCAUGGCAGCUAUCCUCGCGGCCUUGCUCGAGAAGCCGGCGGUGCAUCCGCCAUUCUUGAUCAAUGGGGAGCCGCCCCAUCCACCUUUGCAGUUCUGCGUUGCCGUAGCAGGCUUCAGGCCGGUUAGUCCGCUCUGCGACGUCAUCUUGUUACCUUCGUAUCCCACGCGAAGCCUGCACAUCCUGGGAAGGACGGAUGUCAUCGUCGUCGAAGAACGGUCCAGGACGAUACUGGAUAUUUCGAGUAACAAGCGGGUCGAGUACCACGAUGGAGGUCAUUUCGUCCCCUCCAAGGCGCCGUGGCGGAACUUCAUGCGCAGCUACCUUCGAGAUCCUGCGGGAGACGUGCCUUCCCCGGGCUCUGCAGCACCGUCACAGGACGCUUCGGGAGCCUCGACCCCCAAAGCGUCCGGUAGCGCUACCCCUAGCGCUUUAUGA